GAGCUACAGAGGAGCUGUGUGUGUGUGUGUGUGUGUGUGUGUGUGUGUGAUCCUGAGCACUUGGCUACUACUCCUUUAGAGAGAGCAGGAAAAGAACGAGGGAUUGAUGCCUCUGAGGAAGAAGAAGACAAAGGCAGAGGGAGGAGAGGAGAAGAAAGAGAAGAAGGAGAAGAAGAAGAAAGAGAAAGGCUCGUUCAGCUCCAUUCGCCUCAGGAGGAAGGACCCCGAGGAGCAACCAGCGCCAUGCAGCCAUGACGCAAUGCUGCCCCCUGCUGGUGAGCAGGUGCCGGUGUGUGAAGGUUCUGAUGUGGAGCCGGACCCCGAGGAACUGGGCCGGACCCUCAUGGAGGCGCUGGGGCCGGUUCUGAUGGGCGGAACCAGUGGACCCCCGGAGCAGAACCCUGGUAGCCUGCUGGAGGCCUGGGGGCAGAAGAACCCUGUUCCUGCCCCGGGGCAGGGCAGUAGAGCAGGAAGGUACCCCCAGCUCUGGCUCCGUGAGUUCCAGCAGCAGGUGCAGGAGUCAGUGGAGGAGCACUUCCCCUCUCUGCCUGAAGGGGUCAGUGCUGAGCAGCAGCCCCCCCAGCCCAGCGCCUACCUGAGGCAGGUACAGGAAGUGGUGCAGAGGGAGCUGCUGCGAUUGGCUCCUGUGCUCAAGGAGGCGGGGCUGCUUGGUACUGUGAUUGACAGGUACCACACCCACACAGUCAGCCAGCUGCAACUGCUGCUGCAGGAGAACUUGGAUAUGAACCAGACAUUCACACUACUGGAGUGGACACUACACACCUACCUGAGCGGUGAUCUUCUGGGUCAUAAAGAGCUGCACAGUGAUGUCACAAGCCACAUCGACUUCCUGCUUUACACUGAGUGUGUGCAGACGACUUGCAAACACCUCCUCGACACCGCCAAGGAGGAGGUGGGAGUGUGUCUGCAGCGCAUCCUGCCUGAGUCAGGACUGAGUGAGGAGAUGCAGAGAAACUCUGUAGAGGAGGCUACCCAGUGUGUGAGGAGGUGUGUGCAGAGAGCUCAGGAGUUGAGUCCCACCCUGUUGCCACGACUACGUCUCCCCCUCUCAGACCAGCUGCAGCAGUGUGUGCAGAGGUACGUCGCCAUGGAGAAGAAGCGUCUGACUCUGGGUCACACGGGGUUAACACACCUGUACAGCACAUGCAACACCUGCGCAGAACUCAGGCUGCUAGCGGUGCAGUUAGCCUCUGAGGCUCAGACUGAUGCUGCUUCUCCUGCUGCUGAUGCUGUGAAUCUCUUAAAGGAGCUGGAGGCACAAGCCACCAAACAGCUGCUGCACACAGCCACACGCAACACAGAGGCUCCUCUGAAGAGCUACUUUAAGACGGGGGGAGGAGACAUGGGGGAACUCUGCAACACGAUUGGACAGCUGUUUGCUCCUUUACCAUUGGUCAUCGACAAAGAUACUCACAAGGACCUAGUGGACUCGGUCUACCAACGCAUCACUAACUUGUACCUCAAACAGCUGUUGCUAAGCAACCGAGGUCAGUUGGAGGGGAGGCUGGGAGAUGUUGGGGAGAGAGUGAGGAGGGAUGCUGAGGAGCUGCACACCACCUUUACACAGCAGGAUGCUGGUGUACAGAAGAGGUGUGUGUUUCUGCACAAAGUCAGUGAGGUGCUGAAGUGCACUGGCGUGGACACACUAAAGCUCAUCCUCACCGAGAUCAUCACUGAGUGCCCACACGUCAGUGCUACACAGCUGGCUGCGCUGCUGAAGUGGAGGGGGCGCUUGUCUAAGCAGGAGAUGGCCGAUGUGAUGGACGUGCUUCUAGAAUGUUCCCCUCCAGCGUCGUCCUCUCCCGUCUCCGCACGGAGCGAGCCGCCAUUACAGGCCCCGCCCCUCAACCCCACCCCUCGCUGGUCCCGCCUCUUGACCUGCCUCCGUCCACCAAUCACAGCCUGAGGAGCUCUGCUGCCACGCCCUGCUUUGUCUUAGACAACCAAUCAGAGCCUGAGGAUCUGCAAACUUCCUGGUGUGAAUGGUGUGAAUCUGUGAAAUGGUCUGAUUCUGGCUAACUGUGAAUCUGCUCGUUGAUAUGCAGAAGCUCUGUGUUGGUGUUGUUUUGUCUGUGUUGGUGUUGUUGUUGUGUUGUCUGUGUUGUUGUUGUUUUGUCUGUGUUGUUGUUGUUUUGUCUGUGUUGUUGUUUUGUCUGUGUUGGUACUGUAUUGUCUGUUGGUGUUGGUGUUGUCUGUGUUGUUGUUGUUUUGUCUGUGUUGUUGUUGUUUUGUCUGUGUUGUUGUUGUUUUGCCUGUGUUGUUGUUGUUUUGUCUGUGUUGUUGUUGUUUUGUCUGUGUUGGUGUUGUCUGUGUUGGUACUGUAUUGUCUGUGUUGGUACUGUAUUGUCUGUGCUGGUACUGUAUUGUCUGUGUUGUUGUUUUGUCUGUGUUGUUGUUGUUUUGUCUGUGCUGGUACUGUAUUGUCUGUGUUGUGUAUUGUGGGUAUUGUGAUAUCUUAAGGUAACCAGAUUUCUGAGACAAAAUCCGGGAUCAUUUCCAGUUCAGGCUAAACUGGCCACUUGCUGGUUUAAACAUGGUGCUCAGGUUUUACACGUUUUGUUCUGUUUUGGAGUUGAAGACUCGAUUCUGUUUUUUAAUUUUCAAAAGUUGAACAUUUACAGUUUUUGCCCGUUGCUUGAACACAUUUUGCAAAACUUCGCUCACCAUACCAAAACUCUACACACUAGCGAACAUAACACAACACUAGGAAAUAAACCUUUCACAUGUAUGCCAAAUUGAAACUCUUCUAUCAGUACCUAAACUCUGCAAUCAAAACCCAACAAUCCUUUGUCAAAAUGUAACUCUGGUGACAAAAUGAAACACACUUGCAUCAUAUGCAUACACUUGCAAAUCAGGAGGAAUACACUAGUCUACUUUAUAUAAAACAUAUUUGCUUGAAUACAUUUAGAAAAACUUCACUCAUUGUGCCAAAACUCUACACACAAGGAAACAAUGACACAACACUGGGAAAUAUACCGUUCACAUCACCAUUUCCAAUGGCUAAACGAAUGGGCUUUUUGUAGAUGGCUGAUUGGUGUUCAGUUUUGCAAGUAAGUGCGUUCAGGUGUGUAUUUGAGUGGUUGCAAUUACCCGAUGUGUUUUGUAUUUUGGAUACAUGUGUUUAACAAAUGGUACUAUGAGAUUUCAUUUUUGAACGAAGUGUCUAUGUAUGACAUAGAGAGUAGUAUGCAGGACCAAGUGUGUUGCAUAAAGGAGUAAGUGUGUUACAGAAUUGCAACUAGAGUGCAAAGCAGCACUUUUGUUUAAGGUAUAGGUACAUGUGUUUGAGAUAUGGCAACAAAACUUCAAGUUGUGUUACUUUAGUCUAAGCAUGGGUCUAUAGUGUUCAAGCAACGGGCAAAAACUGUAAUUGACCUCCUCUCUUCUUUUAAUCAGUUUGACAUUUCUGAUUUUUACUUCUCACUUACUUUUUAUCUUCACAAAUUUAUAAUUUUGUGGAAAUGCAAAUAAAAUUACAGUUAUUUGUUACCAAA
Sardina pilchardus (European sardine) is the source of this 3515-nucleotide messenger RNA. RefSeq lists its product as uncharacterized. The transcript has 11 exons. Gene Ontology annotation, biological process: exocyst localization; exocytosis. NCBI's taxonomy places the organism in Eukaryota, Metazoa, Chordata, Actinopteri, Clupeiformes, Clupeidae. The record is from RefSeq and is a predicted model, not a curated record. Gene Ontology annotation, molecular function: SNARE binding. Bases 107 to 1927 code for a protein of 606 amino acids. Gene Ontology annotation, cellular component: exocyst.